Messenger RNA from Daucus carota subsp. sativus, 1519 nucleotides. Its product is annotated as V-type proton ATPase subunit d2. Gene Ontology annotation, cellular component: proton-transporting V-type ATPase, V0 domain; vacuolar proton-transporting V-type ATPase complex. Gene Ontology annotation, molecular function: proton-transporting ATPase activity, rotational mechanism. Gene Ontology annotation, biological process: vacuolar transport; proton transmembrane transport; vacuolar acidification. The record is from RefSeq and is a predicted model, not a curated record. The coding region runs from base 237 to 1292 and encodes 351 amino acids. The transcript has 10 exons. NCBI's taxonomy places the organism in Eukaryota, Viridiplantae, Streptophyta, Magnoliopsida, Apiales, Apiaceae.
AAACAAGUAGUACAUGUGAAUGCAAGUAACUACCCAUCUGAUGAUGAAAUGAUGAAUCAAUCACUCACCCUUCCUCCUAUCUCGAACUCGUGACCCUGCAUUUUUAUAUCUCUUUCUUGAUCCAAUUAUUAUUAUUACAAGGGUUUUGUGAGAGCCCGAUCUCUCCACAAUCCUCUUUAAGAUCUAAAUACUACACCUUCUCAAUCACACACACUGACACACAGUGAGAUAUAACAAUGUACGGAUUCGAAGCACUAACCUUCAACAUUCAUGGAGGUUAUCUAGAAGCGAUCGUGAGAGGACACAGAUCUGGAUUGCUUACUGCUGCUGAUUACAACAAUUUGUGCCAGUGCGAAACCCUAGAUGAUAUCAAGAUGCAUCUCUCCGCCACUGAGUACGGUCCUUAUCUCCAGAACGAACCGUCCCCAUUGCAUACUACUACCAUUGUGGAGAAAUGUACUCUCAAACUGGUGGAUGAAUACAAGCACAUGUUGUGCCAAGCCACAGAGCCUUUGUCAACUUUCUUGGAGUACAUCACAUAUGGCCACAUGAUCGACAAUGUGGUGCUGAUUGUCACUGGAACCUUGCAUGAGAGAGAUGUCCAAGAGCUGCUAGAGAAGUGCCAUCCGUUGGGCAUGUUUGACAGCAUUGCAACACUAGCAGUAGCUCAAAAUAUGCGAGAACUUUAUAGACUUGUGCUCGUCGACACCCCUUUAGCUCCGUACUUCUCCGAGUGCAUAACAUCUGAGGACUUGGAUGAUAUGAACAUCGAAAUUAUGAGAAAUACUCUGUACAAGGCAUACCUUGAAGAUUUCUACAGGUUUUGCCAGAAAUUAGGAGGUGCUACAGCAGAAAUUAUGUCUGACCUUCUUGCAUUCGAGGCUGACAGGAGAGCUGUUAAUAUCACCAUAAACAGUAUCGGCACUGAGCUUACUCGGGAUGAUAGGAGGAAAUUGUACUCUAGCUUUGGCUUACUUUACCCAUAUGGUCAUGAAGAACUCGCUGUCUGUGAGGAUAUUGAUCAGGUUCGUGGUGUCAUGGAAAAAUAUCCUCCUUAUCAGUCUAUUUUUGCCAAGUUGUCAUAUGGAGAGAGUCAGAUGCUAGACAAAGCUUUCUAUGAAGAGGAGGUGAAAAGACUCUGCUUAUCAUUUGAGCAACAGUUCCACUAUGCGGUAUUUUUUGCAUAUAUGAGGUUAAGGGAGCAAGAGAUCAGAAACCUAAUGUGGAUAUCUGAGUGUGUGGCUCAGAACCAGAAAUCCAGGGUACAUGACAGUGUCGUCUUCAUAUUUUAAUUGUUCUAUCAAUAUUUCUGAACCAACGUGAGGCAUAUUGUUUGCUGUAAAUGUAUUCCAAGGCAGUCUUUUGAUAGUUGCAAGUUGCCAGAAACAAAUUGUUCAACCUGCACUGUGGGCAGCUUUCUCAAAUAAGCUUAUUUAUUUUAUUAUUUUUUAUGAAAAAAAUCUGUAUUUUAGUAUCUGUUGACUGUUAUGCAGAGAGGAAAUUAAGAUUUCUUAUUAAA